GAGAGACUCAGUAAUGUUCACCUGCUUAUGAAGGGGCGGGGGUAAAGCCAAGAGGGAGGAAAGGCCAUGAUAAAAGGAAGAGAUAUUUGCCAUACUCUUCCUCUCUCUUCCACCUCCAUCUACAGACAUCACCACCAAAUGAUUGAAGCCCUGAUCAAAGGGGAGAGCCUGGCUGAAGGGCAACCAGCCAGCCUAUGCAAAUGGUUAUGAGCCUUAGAGUUUCUGAGCUGCAAGUACUUCUGGGAUACGCGGGGAGGAACAAGCACGGACGCAAACACGAACUUCUCACAAAAGCACUGCACUUGUUAAAAGCCGGCUGCAGCCCUGCUGUCCAAAUGAAAAUUAAAGAACUCUAUAGGCGGAGGUUCCCUCAGAAAAUCAUGACACCUGCAGACUUGUCUCUCCCCAGCGUACACUCAACUUCCAUGCCAGCAACUUUGUCUCCAUCUACCAUUCCACAGCUCACUUAUGAUGGCCACCCUGCAACGUCACCAUUGCUUCCUGUUUCUCUUCUGGGACCUAAACAUGAACUGGAACUUCCCCACCUAACAUCCGCGCUCCACCCUGUCCAUCCAGACAUAAAGCUUCAGAAAUUACCUUUUUAUGACUUGCUGGAUGAACUGAUAAAACCAACUAGUCUAGCAUCAGAUAAUAGCCAGCGAUUUCGAGAAACCUGUUUUGCAUUUGCAUUGACACCGCAACAAGUGCAGCAAAUCAGCAGUUCAAUGGACAUUUCUGGGACCAAAUGUGACUUCACAGUACAGGUCCAGCUAAGGUUUUGUUUAUCAGAAACCAGUUGUCCACAAGAAGAUCACUUCCCACCCAAUCUGUGUGUGAAAGUAAAUGGGAAACCAUGUAGCCUUCCAGGCUAUCUUCCACCAAGCAAAAAUGGCGUUGAACCAAAGCGACCUAGCCGACCAAUCAAUAUUACCUCACUUGUCAGAUUGUCUACAACGGUACCAAACACCAUCGUCGUUUCAUGGACUGCAGAAAUUGGAAGAAUCAAAGAGAUUUGUAAUGCUGGCCUACCAGAGUGUAACACGUUGCAUGGGGGAGUGUUUCUUAACUCUGAAAAUGCAGAGAAUUAUUCUAUGGCAGUUUAUCUUGUAAAACAGCUGUCUUCUACACUGUUACUACAGAGGUUACGAGCAAAAGGAAUAAGGAAUCCUGAUCAUUCUAAAGCACUAAUAAAAGAGAAACUGACUGCAGACCCAGACAGUGAAAUAGCUACAACCAGUUUAAGAGUUUCUCUUCUGUGUCCACUUGGGAAAAUGCGGCUAACUAUCCCAUGUAGGGCCCUGACUUGUUCACAUCUGCAGUGUUUUGAUGCUACUCUGUACAUUCAGAUGAAUGAGAAGAAACCUACUUGGGUUUGUCCUGUUUGUGACAAGAAGGCUCCCUAUGAACACCUCAUUAUUGAUGGGUUGUUUAUGGAAAUCUUGAAGUACUGCACAGACUGUGAUGAAAUUCAGUUUAAGGAGGACGGGUCAUGGGCUCCCAUGAGAUCAAAAAAGGAGGUUCAAGAGGUAACUGCUUCUUAUAAUGGAGUUGACGGAUGCAUAAGUUCUUCUUUGGAUCAUCAAGUGUCUUCACACCAGCAAUCAAAUAAAAAUAAGAAAGUAGAAGUGAUUGAUCUAACCAUAGACAGCUCCUCAGAUGAAGAGGAGGAGGAACCGUCUGCCAAGAGGAGCUGUCCUUCCAUUUCUCCUGCAUCACCACUAAAUAAUAAGGGCAUUUUAAACCUACCCCAUCAAGCAUCUCCCGUUUCAAGAACCCCAAGCCUUCCUGCUGUUGACACAAGUUACAUGAAUACAUCACUUAUUCAGGACUACAGGCAUCCAUUCCACAUGACACCUAUGCCUUAUGAUUUACAAGGAUUAGAUUUCUUCCCUUUCCUAUCAGGAGACAAUCAGCAUUACAACACUUCCCUUCUCGCUGCUGCAGCAGCGGCAGUUUCUGCGUCAGAUGAUCCAGAACUCUUGCACCCUCGUUUUUUCCCAUACGCUUCAUCCCAGAUGUUUCUCGAUCAGUUGAAUGCAGGAGGAAGCAGUACUCUCCCAGCCACUAAUGGUAGCAAUAGUGGCAGUAACAGCAGUCUUGUGUCCUCCAACAGCUUGCGAGAGAAUCAUGGCCAUCCAGUUGCAAAUAGAAGCAGCACAGACACGGCAUCUAUCUUUGGCAUACCGGACAUUAUUUCAUUGGACUAAUUCUUGGACUAAAUGGACUUGUCAGAAAAAGAGAUCUUUGUGCUUGGUUUUAUCUUACUCUAUUUAGAAACGUAGACAAGGUCUCUUUUUUUCCUUUUUUAGGAAAAAAACUUAAGACAUGUACAGAGAACAAAACUAUAUUUUCAGUUUUACUUUUGUAUAUAAACCUAAGAUGGCCUGACUGGUAAAACAAAACAAAACAAAACAAAAAAAGAAAAGUACAAAGAAAAAAAAAGAAAGAAACUUCAGUUCAUUUUUCUGGAUGCUGAAGAUUUUACACAUAUGCAUUUGUCCUGUGAGUUACUUAUUUUAGUUUGGACACACAUGGCAUUAUUUUCUUCACAGUAAUGUUAAUGAAAAAGAAAAGGAAUUUCUACGUUGCAGGAGGUUUUUUCUUUUGGAAACACCAUUUACAAUUAAUGGUAGAACUGUAUUCCUCUUAACCCCUUUUCAGCACAGAUUUAUUACGCUUAAAGUGAUAUAUACCCUACUUGUACUAUUCCACCGCAUACCCUCUGUAGUGCAGGAUAUGGGAAUCUGUUUUAAAUGUCAUUUCUGAUUCUAUAUGACUAUAUAUUCAGUUGGCAUGUGGAGUUCCAGCUCUUUCAUCAAACAUGUUGCAAGCUCAUUAGUGUGUCUGUUACUCUUAUGGGCCGGACUUGAUACAAUCUCAAGCUGAGGUAUUGUUUUGAGAUAGGACAGUUUCAUAGAAUGUAGCCCCAUAUAAAAGUACUGACACACCUUCACUCUAGAUUUUUAUUUCUAACCUCCAGUAUUAAUCCUUUAAAUAAUUGCAGUCCCAAUCAACAAGGUACUUAAACGUGUAUUACAUUUUAAGGCGUGGAAUGACUUGUGCUUUAAAGUGAGCAGCGUGCUUAAGUAGCUUACUGAAUUGGGGUCAAAAUAGCUCUGUCAGUGAAUACCUACUUUUGGCCACAAUAGAUUAAAUUUCUGCUAAAAACAAACCUGUCAAACAAAGAGAAGGAAGUAUGGUUUAGAAUGCACUAUUGCAUGGUUUGUGCUGCUGUCAGUGGUAAUGAUGCAUCAUCUUCUGACUUCAGAUGCAUCAAAAUUAAGUUAAUAUUGAAUGUUAGACAUUAAGCUUAAAAAAACAAACAAACAAAAACAGCACCCAAACCAUAGCCCACUCACUUAACUGUAUCGGAAUGUCUGUCUGUAGAAAUCUGUUAGAGGUUACAAAUUGGAUUUUUCUCUUUUUGGCCUCCUAGUUAUUUUGAGUGAUUCCCUGUUUUUAAGUAUGCUUAUAUUGAACUGUGUGAGCCAUACGUGUUCUCCAAUUCCUAUUACUUUUUUUUUUUUUUUUUUAAAGAAUGCAUGACAUAGGAAAGUCUUUUUUAGAACUGAUGGAUCGUUUGGAUUGAUCCAUUCUUAGUAAAUAGAGAAACAUGUAAAUAGAUGGAAAGCAGUUUUUCAGGAGAUUCUUUAAAAUAAGAGUUGGGGGAUGGAGGAGGGAGGUGAUUCUAUUGUGUCCCAAAGUCCUCACCAGAGAGAGUGAAUAUGUUCUCUGGUGUGAAAAAUAUUUUUUUAGCUAGUUGAAAGUGCAGGUAACAAGCUUAUCAGGAAGGAUAGGAAGGAAUACCACAAUUAGCAGAUUCCUGUCUGAAUUUUUAUGUCCCAAACAGUUGAUAUCAGCUAGUUCGAGCAUUGACAAGGGCCACCUUUUGCAUAUAAAGUUGUCUCUUUAAACUUUGCAUUGAUUU
Dermochelys coriacea (leatherback sea turtle) is the source of this 3928-nucleotide messenger RNA. It is a transcript of the gene PIAS1, whose product is annotated as protein inhibitor of activated STAT 1. Lineage: Eukaryota; Metazoa; Chordata; Testudines; Dermochelyidae. The transcript is spliced from 15 exons. The record is from RefSeq and is a predicted model, not a curated record. Gene Ontology annotation, biological process: protein sumoylation; regulation of transcription by RNA polymerase II. The coding region runs from base 195 to 2207 and encodes 670 amino acids. Gene Ontology annotation, molecular function: zinc ion binding; SUMO ligase activity; transcription coregulator activity.